AUGUACAUGCCAGCCGUGCAGUGCCCCACACUAUCCAACCCUACAAACGGCGCUGUGAGCUGCAGCUCCAGGAACUACGGAGAUGUGGCCUCCUACUCGUGUAACACAGGAUACAACCUGAAUGGCUACUCUACACGGACGUGUCAGUCUUCAGGCUCAUGGAGUUAUAGUGCACCAACAUGUGGUGUCGUGCAAUGCCCCACACUAUCCAACCCUACAAACGGUGCUGUGAGCUACAGCUCCAGGAACUACGGAGAUGUGGCCUCCUACUCGUGUAACACAGGAUACAACCUGAAUGGCUACUCUACACGGACGUGUCAGUCUUCAGGCUCAUGGAGUUAUAGUGCACCAACUUGUGUUGUUGUGCAGUGUCCCAUACUGAGCUCCCCUACAAACGGUGCAGUGAGCGGUUCCAACUCCUACGGAGAUGUGCUCACCUUCACAUGUAUCCCAGGAUACACUCUGGCUGGUGCUUCGUCACUAACAUGCCGGGCGGAUGGGACUUGGAGUGCGAGUCCACCAACCUGUGAACUUGGACAAUGCCCCGUACUGACAGCCCCUACAAACGGUGUCGUGAGCGGUUCCAACUCCUACGGAGACGUGGUUACCUUCACCUGCAACACAGGAUACAACCUGGUCGGUUCCUCUACACUUACCUGCCUGUCGAGUCUGGCCUGGAGUGGGAACCCACCAACAUGUGCAAGCGUGCAGUGCCCAGCGUUGCAGUCUCCUACAAAUGGUGGCUCGAGUGGCAGCAACUACUACCAGGACGUGAUGAGCUUCACCUGUGACUCGGGUUACCAACUUGAUGGCUCGGCAACCAUAACGUGCCAGGCAGACCGCAUAUGGACUGACAGCGCUCCGACUUGUCCGCCCGUACAGUGCCCACUGCUAGCAGCUCCUGACAAUGGUGAAAAGUCUGGCGAGAAUUACUACCAGGACGUGUUGACGUUCUGGUGUCAUCCUGGAUACGAGCUGGUUGGACCUUCCAGCAUGACCUGCCAAGCUGACAGAACAUGGAGUGAUAACGUCCCAACCUGCGCACGUGUGCAGUGCCCAGCGUUGCAGUCUCCUACAAAUGGUGGCUCGAGUGGCAGCAACUACUACCAGGACGUGAUGAGCUUCACCUGUGACUCGGGUUACGAACUUGAUGGCUCGGCAGCCAUAACGUGCCAGGCAGACCGCACGUGGACUGACAGCGCUCCAAGUUGUCCGCGUAAGAAUCGAUAA
Molecule: messenger RNA, 1230 nt
Organism: Branchiostoma floridae (Florida lancelet)
Lineage: Eukaryota; Metazoa; Chordata; Leptocardii; Amphioxiformes; Branchiostomatidae
Product: P-selectin-like
Exons: 8
Coding region: 1-1230 (409 amino acids)
Source: RefSeq, a predicted model, not a curated record